Messenger RNA from Pediculus humanus corporis (human body louse), 696 nucleotides. Its product is annotated as protein C22orf13, putative. Bases 1 to 696 code for a protein of 231 amino acids. Lineage: Eukaryota; Metazoa; Arthropoda; Insecta; Psocodea; Pediculidae. The record is from RefSeq and is a predicted model, not a curated record. The transcript is spliced from 4 exons.
AUGAAUCAUUCUCAAUCUGAAAAUGAUGGAAUCGAAGAGUACGAAAUAAAAUUGCCUCACUACAGACAAAAAAAUACUUGGGAUUGUGGUUUGUCGUGUAUUAUGAUGAUAUUAUCUGAAAAAAAUAGACAUUUUUUUAUUGAAAACUUUGAUGAAAUUUGUAAAGGUGAAGGUUUUGGGAAAAGCACUUGGACAAUUGAUUUGUGUUAUCUAAUGAAAAAAUUUUCUUUAAAAUUUAUUUUUUAUACAGCUGUUAUUGGCAUUAAUCCUCAUCAUAGCACACACUUUUUUUAUGAAAAAAUUCUACCAAAGGAUGAAAAAAGGGUAAUUCAAAGAUUUCGAGAUGCCAAAAUAAAUGGCAUUGAAAUAAAAGAAAAAUCGAUUAAAACAAAAGAUCUUAUCAGCCAUUUAAGGCGAUAUGGUCCGAUUAUAUUGUUAAUAAAUGCAGAAUAUUUAACUUGUGAUCGUUGCAAAAAAAAUAAUAUUAUAUCAAAAUUUUCAAAUUGUAUGCCUCAAGUUAUUAAUUAUCAUGGGCAUUAUAUAAUACUUUGCGGUUUUAAUUUAAAAAAUAAACAAUUUUACUAUAGAAAUCCAGCUUACUCAAAUAGAGUAUGUGCAAUGGAAUAUUCUGCUAUGAACAAAGCAAGACUAUGUUUUGGAACAGAUGAAGACUGUAUAUUUAUUUUUAAUAACUAA